Chrysochloris asiatica (Cape golden mole) is the source of this 1758-nucleotide messenger RNA. It is a transcript of the gene LRRC15, whose product is annotated as leucine rich repeat containing 15. Gene Ontology annotation, cellular component: extracellular matrix. The record is from RefSeq and is a predicted model, not a curated record. Gene Ontology annotation, molecular function: protein binding. Bases 10 to 1758 code for a protein of 582 amino acids. NCBI's taxonomy places the organism in Eukaryota, Metazoa, Chordata, Mammalia, Afrosoricida, Chrysochloridae. The transcript has a single exon.
GCAGAGGCCAUGCCACUGAAACAUUAUCUCCUUUUGCUGGUGGGCUGCCAAGCCUGGAGUGCAGGUCUAGCCUACUAUGGCUGCCCUAGCGAGUGUACCUGCUCCAGGGCGUCCCAGGUGGAGUGCACCGGGGCACGCAUUGUCGCCGUGCCUUCCCCUUUGCCGUGGAAUGCCAUGAGCCUGCAGAUCCUCAACACACACAUCACUGAGCUCAAUGAGUCACCAUUCCUCAACAUCUCGGCCCUCAUUGCCUUGAGGAUUGAGAAGAAUGAAUUGUCUCACAUCAUGCCUGGAGCCUUCCGCAACUUGGGCUCGCUGCGCUACCUCAGUCUUGCUAACAACAAGCUUCAGAUUCUGCCCGUUGGCCUCUUCCAGGGCCUGGAUAACCUUGAGUCACUCCUUCUGUCCAGCAACCAGCUGGUGCAGAUUCAGCCGGCCCACUUCUCCCAGUUUAGCAACCUCAAGGAAUUGCAGUUGCAUGGCAACCACCUGGAAUACAUCCCCGAUGGUGUCUUUGACCACCUUGGGGGCCUCACCAAGCUCAAUCUGGGCAAAAACAGCCUGACUCACAUCUCACCCAGGGUCUUUCAGCACCUGGGCAACCUCCAGGUCCUCCGGCUGUUUGAGAACAGGCUCUCAGACAUCCCCAUGGGCACUUUUGAUGGACUUGGCAAUCUCCAGGAACUCGCCCUGCAGCAGAACCAGAUUGGUACGCUCUCCCCAAGCCUCUUCCACAACAAUCCGAACCUCCAGAGACUCUAUCUGUCCAACAACCACAUCUCCCAGUUGCCCGCUGGCAUCUUCAUGCAGCUGCCGCAGCUCACCCGUCUUACGCUCUUUGGGAAUAACCUGAAGGAACUCUCCCCAGGAAUCUUUGGGCCCAUGCACAACCUUCGGGAGCUCUGGCUCUAUGACAAUCACAUCACUUCCCUUCCUGACAAUGUCUUCAGCAGCCUCAGCCAACUGCAGGUCCUGAUCUUAAGUCGAAACCAGAUCAGCUUCAUCUCCCCUGGGGCCUUUAAUGGGCUGAGGGAGCUUCGGGAGCUCUCCCUCCACACCAAUGCACUGCAGGACUUGGAUGGGAACAUCUUCCGCAUGUUGACCAACCUACAGAAUAUCUCUCUGCAGAAUAAUCGCCUCAAACAGCUCCCUGGGAAUAUCUUCGCCAAUGUCAAUGGCCUGAUGACCAUUCAACUGCAGAACAACCAGCUGGAGAAUCUGCCCAUGGGCAUCUUUGAUCACUUGGGGAACCUGUGUGAGCUUCGGCUAUAUGAUAACCCCUGGAGAUGCGACUCAGACAUCCUUCCACUCCGCAAUUGGCUCUUGCUUAACAAGCCUAGGUUGGGGACAGAUGCCCUCCCAGUGUGUUCCAGCCCAGCCAAUGUUCGAGGCCAGUCUCUUGUCAUCAUUAAUGUCAACGUUAAUGCUGUCCCCAGUGCCCAGACUCCUGAGGGACCCAGCUAUCCAGAAACGCCACAGUACCCAGACACAUCCAGCUAUCCUGACACCACCUCCAUCUCCUCUGCCACUGACUAUACCAGCACCGAGCAGGACUAUACUGAUCUGACCACCGUGGAGAUUACUGAUGAUCGCAAUUCGUGGGGCAUGACCCGUGCCCAGAGUGGGCUGGCCAUUGCUGCCAUUGUCAUUGGCAUCAUUGCCUUGGCCGCCUCCGUGGCUGCCUGCAUCUGCUGUUGCUGCUGCAAGAAGAGGGGUCACACGGUCCUGAUGCAAAUGAAGGCACCCAAUGAGUGUUAA